CAAAGUGUAGCAUUACUUAACGUUCGCGAUAUAAACACGCACCACCAACUUACCGAGUAUGAUAACCUCGUAAGUUUCCUUAUUCACAUGACUGUUAUUCUGUGCCGUGCUCAAAGUUAAUGUGGGCGAUAUCUGAAAGUUAGCUGACCAUGGGACCAAUCGUAAAACUAUUGUUUCUUUUUGGGUUGACCGCUGUACAAUCGAAUGUCUGCAAAUAUCGCUUUUGGAGAGGUAUAUCCUGCGAGGGAAUAUCUUCGUUGGAUCAGCUGAGGAAGGGAAUUCAGGAAUGCAUUGAGAAAGACAAAGUUGCAAUGGAGGAUUUCCUUGGAUUGGAGUUGACAAAGAGUGACAUUGGAUUUCUUGAGCCGAACACUUUUGACGGUUACGAGCAUUUAAAAUUUUUAAAGUUUCUUUCUAGCAACAUAACAAACAUACCUAAUGGAAGCUUUCAACAUUUACAAAACUUGAAAGAAUUCGGUAUUGGCUUUAGCACAGUAGACAAUAUUGAAGAUAAAGCGUUUGAACGCAUGUUCAAUGUGAAAAAGUUUCUAAUAUUCGAAACGGAGAUGUCACGCUUAUCCAAGGGCGCGUUUACUGACAUGCACGGAUUGGUUACACUCUACCUUUUCAAUAACAAGUUGGGAGAAAUUGAAGAAGGUGCCUUUAACAGCUCUCCAAAUCUGAUCGAGCUGCAUCUUUAUAGAAACAAGCUUACGAAAAUACCCAAAAAUCUGCUUGCCAGGUCAUUAUUGCUUGAAGCAGUUUACCUGAACGAAAACGCUUUGGUCGACUUAGACGAUGGCACCUUCAAAGGGUUAUCUAAGCUCAAAGCACUUCAUCUGGAGAGCAAUCGCUUGGUGACUCUGCCGCCACAAAUUUUCCUCGACCUAAGCUCAUUAACCGUGCUGCACCUGGAGAAUAACGCCAUAAAAGAUAUACCCAGUGGCUUGUUUGCAAAAUUAGAAAACCUCCAGCAUCUCUACCUUUCCACGAAUAAGCUUGGCAGCCUCCCAAGUGACAUUUUUAAACACACUACCAGAAUGGAGACCAUCGAUCUCUCGAAUAAUCAACUGAGAAACCUGGAUGGGAUAUUCACGGGGCUCGCGAAGCUUGACCGACUUGUUUUAGCCAGGAACGGGCUGUCAUCAAUUUCAGAUGGUACCUUCUCCGACUGUACCAAACUGUCCCAUCUCGAUUUUACAGAAAACGAAAUCGAGAGAAUUACACCUGGAAUGUUCGCAGGUCUUGGCGAACUGAAAAAAGUCGUGUUUCACACCAACAAGGUCAGUACAGUUGAGCCCGCCUCGUUCGAUGGUCUAAUUGAACUUGACACGUUGAGUCUCGAGAAAAAUAAGCUCAAGUCCCUUCCACUUGGAGUUUUCGACAAGAACGCGAAGUUGGAGUCGCUUUAUCUCGCUGCGAAUGAGAUCGACCAUCUAGAAAAAGGAUUUUUUGACAACUUGUCUAAUCUCGUACACUUAGAUUUAGACAGCAAUAAGAUUAAGCAUUUCGAACCUGGUACCUUCAAUGGCUUGAGGCAGCUCAAAUCCUUGUACUUCAGCAACAAUUACCUGAGUAGCAUAACGCCGAAAAUGUUUGAAGGGCUAAGUUCGCUGACAUACCUUCUCAUCUCAAAUAAUCCCAUUGGAAGCAUUGCCUGCGAGGCUCUUGAGGACUUACCAGCCUUGGAUUCAAUUAUGAUACAGAAUGUGAACGUAGAGGAGUUUCCUUCUGGAUGUUUUUCCAGCUUGAAGAACGCAGAGUAUUUGACCAUAAGCAAAUCCAAGCUGAAGCGGUUGAAUAAGGGGAUGUUCGUCGGUUUGGAAAAAGUUAAAGGACUCCACUUGUCGGAGAACCACAUCUACCAAAUAGAAGCAGGUACGUUUGAGGGAUUGGACGAAGUCACCGCCUUAUUUUUGCAUCAAAAUCAGCUCUCAGAGGUAAAAGGUGAGAUGUUCACCGGGCUGUUAAAAGUUAAUAUGUUCUCGUUGAGCGAUAACAAAAUCGCGUCAAUCGACCCAAGCAUAUUCAAGCUGUUUCCAAAUCUGCAGUUGCUAUACUUGGGGCAAAACAAGCUUCAAAAGCUUAAGGGCGACGAAUUUACAAACGCUCCCAAGCUGACCGCCUUAGACUUGGCUAUGAACGACAUCGAGACCUUGCCAACGGACAUCUUCAAGCCGCUAACUUCACUUUUGACGCUAAAUCUGGCCUUCAACAAACUGGGGACGCUACAAAAGGGUUCUAUACCCAUAAUACCGCAGUUGGAAUCCCUGAGGUUGGACGAAAACGGAGUUGGCGAUGUCAAAACGGGCACGUUCGACGGUUUUGGUUCGCUUCUGGAAUUGGAUUUGUCCAACAAUACCUUAAAGCACGUCAACGUGGAAAUGUUCCAGGGGCUUACGAAGAUGCACUCCCUUAACCUUGAGCAUAAUGAAAUAAGCGACUUGAGUCCGGACGUGUUCAACAAUCUACCGGCAUUGACACGUGUACGUUUGGAAGGCAACAAACUUGGUGCAGCUGUUAUGGACGCCAUCAAGAAGAAGUAUCCAGAACCAGAACCAAUAGUUAUAAGCUAGAAUCUGAUUUGUAAUCAUAAUUGGUUUUGUUUAUUUUGAAAUUAACUCUUUUUUUUCACUUAACAUAAAUUUUACGGUGAAAAUUUCUAUGCUUCUGGAAAUUGACUUCAAAAACUGAUUUUUUAAAUUGUUUCCUUGUAAAAUUAAACUCAAAGUGGUCAUGCGUCCAUGACUGAAAAAUCUAA
This is a messenger RNA of Photinus pyralis (common eastern firefly), 2761 nucleotides long. RefSeq names its product insulin-like growth factor-binding protein complex acid labile subunit. Gene Ontology annotation, molecular function: protein binding. The transcript is spliced from 2 exons. The record is from RefSeq and is a predicted model, not a curated record. Lineage: Eukaryota; Metazoa; Arthropoda; Insecta; Coleoptera; Lampyridae. The coding region runs from base 150 to 2576 and encodes 808 amino acids.